Messenger RNA from Elgaria multicarinata webbii, 1095 nucleotides. RefSeq names its product CASP2 and RIPK1 domain containing adaptor with death domain (gene CRADD). Gene Ontology annotation, cellular component: cytoplasm. Gene Ontology annotation, molecular function: protease binding; death domain binding. The coding region runs from base 166 to 765 and encodes 199 amino acids. NCBI's taxonomy places the organism in Eukaryota, Metazoa, Chordata, Lepidosauria, Squamata, Anguidae. The transcript is spliced from 3 exons. Gene Ontology annotation, biological process: cellular response to mechanical stimulus; positive regulation of apoptotic signaling pathway. The record is from RefSeq and is a predicted model, not a curated record.
GGCUUGAUUCAGUGUUGUGUGCGUCCUCCAUUUAAAUUUUGCCCUUUUUAAAUAUGGGAGGAGAGCACUUCCUGUUCGGGGAUUUUGCCUUCAAGAAAGAUGGUGCUGAAAGAGCGAUUUGGGCGACUGCCUGGGGUUGAUAAAUGAUCCCCGCGCUUAAUUUUGAUGGAUGCAAGAGACAAGCAAGUUCUGCGCUCAUUGCGCCUGGAGCUGUGUGCAGAACUGCUGGUGGAGGGCCUUAUCAUUCAAUAUCUUUACCAAGAAGGAAUUCUAACAGAAAACCAUAUGCAAGAAAUAAGGUCCCAAGUCACCAACCACAGGAAAACCAUGAUGCUUCUUGACAUACUACCUACACGAGGGCCCAGGGCUUUUGAGACCUUCCUAGAAUCCUUACAAGAGUUUCCGUGGGUGAGGGACAAACUUGAGGCAAAGCGUAAUGAAGUUAUGGUAGUUGCACCUGCAGAUGAUGAAAUACACGGACUUUCGCAGCAUACUUUGAAGAAUCCACCAACAGAUCAGCAGAUUUGCAAGCUUGCUAGGAGACUUGGACCUGAAUGGGAGUGCAUUGUAUUGUCCCUGGGCUUGACAUGCAAUGAUAUUUACCGCUGUAAAGCUGAUCACCCAAACAAUACCCAGUUACAGAUUGUGAGCGCAUUCAUUUCAUGGAGGCAACGUUUUGGGAAUAAAGCUACUAUAGCGAGUCUUUGUGCUGGUUUGAAGUUGGGAGAAGUGGAUUCUUCUGUGAUCCAACAGAUGUUUCAGUGAGCCCCUGCUCUUGGCCUCUCUGUGAAAUUAAGUUCAGCAGAUGUACAACUUUUGUCAGGGACCAAUCCAGAAAAUCCCUUUAAAAUGGAGUUAGGUACCAAAGGAGGCAGUGCUUUACACCAGCCUUCCCCAUCCUGGUGCUUUCCAGAUGUGUUGGACUGUAACACUCAUGACUUCCAGCCACCCUGACCAUUGAGAAUUGCAGUCCAACACAUCUGGAGGGUUGGAGAAGGCUGGUAUGCAGAAUAACAGCCAAAAGUUUGGGUUACUUAGAAGUAUGUCCUAUUAAAAUCAGUGGUUCUUACUUCUGAAUAAAUGUGUCUGAUUGGA